Molecule: messenger RNA, 384 nt
Organism: Aspergillus fumigatus Af293
Lineage: Eukaryota; Fungi; Ascomycota; Eurotiomycetes; Eurotiales; Aspergillaceae
Exons: 2
Coding region: 1-384 (127 amino acids)
Source: RefSeq, a predicted model, not a curated record
AUGGAUAGACAGCAGUUACCGGCCAAGGGUGCGGUUGGGCUUAAUGAACUUGAGGCUCGGACAGCUGGAGCUCCUCCAAAUCAUGCGCUCAGGGUGCAGGCACUUUCGUCGCUGCGUGGCUGCUCCGGAGUAUACUGCCGGUUCUCGAGAAAGGAGGCUUGCUCGCAGCCACCGAAGAGGGGGAUCCUGUCCUUGACUGGCCUCUUUGCCGACGAUGAAGUUAUCGAGUCAAAGCCGAUGCCCUCGAAAGCCCCCUCGCAAAGGUACCGCGGAGUCCUCGCCUGGAGGUUCCAGUCCAGCUACCGCCGACGUGAUUGGAGAGGGUUUGACGAACUUCUCCCCUCCUCCGUUCCCCCUGAAGACGACUACCUCUUCCCAGGGUAG